CCAGCGCCUGCGCGCUCACCCGCCAGCCAAUCUGCUCGCCUGCAGACGGCCUUUGACCUUGCGCCCCUCCGGCUGGCGGCUGGGGGCUUCAAGCUGCGAGCUGUGGGACCUUGGGACACCCUACUCUGUCACUGUUACCCCUUACUUUGGCUAAACAUUUACCAUUUUGGAAUUUAAAGUAUGACAUCAUGGCAAAGUUUCGAAGAAGGACUUGCAUCACUUUGUCACUUUUUAUUCUAUUUAUUUUCUCUCUGAUGAUGGGUUUAAAAAUGCUGAGACCACAUAAAGCUGCUUUUGGAGAUCCUUUUGGACUUGACCUUCUUCCAGAAAUUCGGCAACAAACUCCUCAUUUGGUAAAAACUUUUGAUUCCCAAAAGAGUGACAGAAUCGACAGUGAUACAAACGUCAAGAAUUUAAAAAGUGUUGAAAUCACUAUGAAACCUUCCAAAGCCUCUGAACCUUACCCAGAAGAACUGCCACCUCGGAAUUAUUUUUUACAUGUAUUUUAUUACAGCUGGUAUGGAAAUCCACAAUUUGAUGGUAAAUAUAUACAUUGGAACCAUCCAAUCCUCUCGCAUUGGGACCUUAGAAUAGCCAAGAAAUAUCCACAAGGGAAACACAACCCCCCAGAUGACAUUGGCUCCAGCUUUUACCCUGAGUUGGGAAGUUACAGCUCUCGGGAUCCUUAUGUCAUUGAAACGCACAUGAAACAAAUGUACUCAGCUUCAAUUGGUGUACUAGCCCUAUCUUGGUACCCACCUGACUCAAAUGAUGAGAAUGGAGAACCUACUGAUAACUUGGUACCAACUAUUUUGGAUAAAGCUCAUAAAUAUAAUCUGAAGGUCACUUUUCACAUUGAACCAUAUAAGAAUCGAGAUGAUAAAAACAUGUACCAAAAUAUCAGAUACAUUAUAGACAAAUAUGGAAAUCAUCCUGCCUUUUACAGGUACAAGACUAAGAAUGGCAGUGCUCUUCCACUGUUUUAUGUCUAUGAUUCCUAUAUCACAACAGCUGAAAAAUGGGCUAAUCUGUUAACCAGCUCAGGGUCUCAGAGCAUUCGCAACUCUCCUUAUGAUGCAUUGUUUAUUGCACUUCUAGUAGAAAAAAAACAUAGAUAUGAAAUUCUUCGAGGUGGUUUUGAUGGAAUUUAUACGUAUUUUGCCACAAAUGGCUUUACUUACGGCUCAUCCUAUGAGAACUGGGCUAAGCUAAAAUUUUUUUGUGAUCAGUUCGACCUAAUGUUCAUCCCAAGUGUGGGCCCAGGAUACAUAGAUACCAGCAUCCGUCCGUGGAACACUCAAAACACUCGCAACCGAGUCAAUGGGAAAUAUUAUGAGGAUGCUCUGAGUGCUGCACUCCAAGCCCACCCCAGUAUAAUUUCCAUCACCUCUUUUAAUGAGUGGCAUGAAGGAACUCAGAUUGAAAAAGCUGUUCCCAAAAGAAUCAGUAAUACCGUGUACCUGGAUUACCGGCCUCAUAAACCAAGUCUUUAUCUAGAUCUAACUCGUAAGUGGUCUGAAAAAUACAGUAAGGAAAGAGCAACUUACGCAUUCAAUCACCAGCUACCUGUUUCUUAAUGCAUUGAUUAAAGUUUAAUAAUUAUAGAUAUCACCUAAUUUCAAUACAUUCCUUUUGUUUUGCGUUAUGGAAAGAAAACUAUCAAAGUCAGUAUGUACUAUUAUCUCUAAUAAAAAUAAUUUGUACAUUUUUAAAGGUAGUAAUACUAUCAUUGCCACCUUUCACGAUGGCGAUGUUGCACUGAGAAAAGUUGUGCAAAUAACAUUCCUUGUGGCAUAAUUUGGUGAAUUUCUGACUGGAAUUGAAAUCCUGCUUUAUAGCUAUUUUUGUUUCACAAUAGGUAAUUGCUUGUGUUAUAUAGAGUAGUUAGCACACAAUUAAAUCCUACUUGUAUUCUGGGCCCAAAGAAAAAGGACUGUGUACAUAUCUGAUAUGUCUAUUGAAGACCAAAGACCUAAAAGAUAAUGUACAUGGUUCCUUUUUCAUUUUUUUAAUGAUCCAGUCAACUUCAUCAUAUUAGCAUUCAGACUCUGGAUAACUCUCCAAUAACAAUUCUUCAGAAAAAUAUCAUAUGCCUUAAGCCUUACUGUGAACCAUAUUUUGUUAGGAAGGUCUGCUUUCUAUAGUACAAUAUGUAUCAUCAUUUGCAGAUUUUUGGUUUCCUAGAGCUUGCUAGGUGUUUUGCAUGUCUAAUGUUUCUACAUUAUAAUGCUGAAUUUCAGGCUUUAGAAGGAAAAUCUUUUCAUAAAGGUUAAGGAUUGCUUCUCAGUUAUUAAAAAAAAAAUAGCUGCUUUACAAUUAUGAAAAUACAGUGCCUCAAAUGUUAUUUUAGGAUACCUUGUCAAUCUUUAACUUAUUUUAUUCAUAUUGUUCAAUUUAAUGUUAAUCAGAGACCAACUGUUAGAUAAGAAAAAGUUGAUACUAUCAUUGGAUUGCCUUCUUUUAAGAUUUUAAACUGUUUUUACUAAAACUAAUAGAGAAAAUUUACUUACCAUUUCAGAUUUUAAGGAUAUGGAAAUGAAAGUUCAUUACUAAGUUUGACUUUUUAUUAGGUAUAACACUUAAUGAUGGAAAUAUUUAAGACUUUAUUGUCUAUAAUAUAACAUCCCCAUCUAAAAACAUUAUACUUUUAUGUUACCUAACAGGUUAAAGAGUUGUGAUCAAUUGUCAGUGUGACAAAUUAAUCAUCUGUAAAAAUGAAUCUCUUUACUUUAAAAACUACAGAAUAAAAUACACUCUAUUAUUAUAGUUAAUAUUUGUAACUAUAGUAAAAAAUCUAAUCUAUAUGCUAUUACAUGAAUUUUUUUAGAUAUUUAUCAAAUGUAAGCAAUAGGGAAAUACUAAACAAUACAUAUAAAUAUUCUGACUAUAUGGACAUUCAGAAACAAAUUAGCAGUGGAAUUUAUCGUAAAAUAACUCAUUAGACAAUGAAAUUUAAUUUUAAGCAGUGCUUUUGAAGUUAACUAUCAUGUCUUUGAAAAGAAGCAUGAUUAAUGUUAAACUUAUGAAGCAUGAUUAAUGUUAAACUUAUUUAUAACUGAGAAUUUGCCAUUUCUCAGAAUGUUCAGACCAUGGGAAACCAGUAUAAUAGUAAUUUGUAAUUCACCUUGUAGAGGAAAUUACAAGAAUAAAUCACUAUAAUGUUACAACUAAGUAUCUUCAUAGGAACACUCAUACAGAUAUAACCUGUGGAUUUUUUUUUU
This is a messenger RNA of Globicephala melas (long-finned pilot whale), 3221 nucleotides long. It is a transcript of the gene MANEA, whose product is annotated as mannosidase endo-alpha. The record is from RefSeq and is a predicted model, not a curated record. Gene Ontology annotation, molecular function: alpha-mannosidase activity. NCBI's taxonomy places the organism in Eukaryota, Metazoa, Chordata, Mammalia, Artiodactyla, Delphinidae. Gene Ontology annotation, cellular component: Golgi apparatus.